Molecule: messenger RNA, 5657 nt
Organism: Columba livia (rock pigeon)
Lineage: Eukaryota; Metazoa; Chordata; Aves; Columbiformes; Columbidae
Gene: GALNT7
Product: polypeptide N-acetylgalactosaminyltransferase 7
Exons: 13
Coding region: 1737-3557 (606 amino acids)
Biological process (GO): protein O-linked glycosylation
Cellular component (GO): Golgi apparatus
Molecular function (GO): polypeptide N-acetylgalactosaminyltransferase activity
Source: RefSeq, a predicted model, not a curated record
GAAAAAAUAGGAUUUAAAAGGAUUUAAAAGGAAAGAAUUACAGAGGGGUUAUAUGUUAAGAAGGAGGUAAUUGAAAGGGAUUGAGAGGGGUACAGUAGGAAGUGGAUGUGGUGAAGGCAUUUGCAAGAUUAGCUGAAGAAAAGUCUAGUAAAACGGGAAGGAGGAAGCCAAAUCCUGGGACAAUAUAGUUUCUUUGAUGUAUUUGGAGCUGCAUGAUUUAUACAUAUUCAGCAUCUUGGCCUGCAAAUCUUAGGAAUGAUUGGGUAAAAGUAGUCAUGCAAGCUUAUUAAAAUACAACUAGGAAAAAAUAGUAUAUAGUAUUUGAUGCACAAAAGGUACUUAUAUUUUCAGAGAUGAAGGUAUUUCAGCCUAAGGAGUCUUAGGGAAUUAAGCAAUUUAACAGUAAUGGAAGCUGUGACUUGCUACGCAAGCUGGUUUGUUGAAACCAAAAAUUGUCACAGGAUUCAUUACUGCUUCAGAGAUGGAAAGUGAGCGUGAAGUUCAUUUUCAAAAGUGUCCUUAAAGAAGCAGGAUGAUGUGAAGGUUAAAACUGAGAAAGAGAGGCAGUUGAAGGUGAUGAGGAAAGCUCUGGCACGCAAAUGAUACUGACUCUAAUUAGGGCAGAUACACAUUUUGAAAUUCCUGCAAGGUUUUUGUAUGUAUUGAAAACAUACUGAAACUCUCAGGUAAGCAGGUUGUAUGUGAAUGUGUGUGCACUGGAGGUCCCAACUUUUUCCAGGAUUAAGAGACUGUAAGUAUGUGCACCAUCCUGUAGGCAUUCUACGAACAAAUCUGUGCUCAGCACCGAGCAAACAUGGGACAAAGAUACACAACACACAGUGCACAAAGCAAAGCAAAAAGCCAGCAGAGAAAGGUAAAUAAAGAGCUUAACCAAGUCAGCACAACAGUACCCAAACUUUGUACUCCCUUGCUAUGCUGCAGAGCUCCUAAGAUCUUUUCACAUUUUCCAUACUGAAAUCUAAAACGCAGAAGACAACAAAAUAUUUGUCCUGACAUUAAGCAGACUCAUUUCUAAGAUGACUCUUAUUUCAUUUUCAUUGCUUCAGUGACCCAGUGCCAUGUUCAGGGCACUGUCAGAUUUGAGGAAGAAUAGACAAGAACUGAGAGUUUCAUGGUCAUAAAAAUAAACACUGUCAGCAGGAUACAUAAAAUAAUAUAUUGAAUUUGAAAUAUGACAUCACAGGAGAAUGAAGAAAACCAGAUGCAUCUGCUAAGCAUUUCUGGACAGAUCCAUCUACAUAAUGCUGUUCCUUAGCAAUCUAACUUUAUUUAGAAAGUCAGAUAGGACAGUACUUCAGAUCUGGGAUAAAAAGCAAUGGACACCAGAUAUUUAUGAUGUCAAAAGAAACAAAACAAACACCAUCUUUUCUAUCUUGGUACAAAACUCAUCAGGAUGAUCACCUCCAGAACCACUGAGCCUGUACAUAGUGGAAAGUUGGGUGUGUUCAGACAACUACGUGAAAAUUUGUCAGCUUGAUUUCUGCCACUUCUUAAGAGUCCAGGUGCGGCACGUUUAAUACAAGGACUGUUGUAAUGAAGGCAUGUGCUGUUGUGCAGAGGUCUCAGGAUUCAUCAGCGGCAGAUUGAUGUUACCCCAAAGUGCUGGAGGCUUGUUUGAUCACUGUGAGAGAAGCUUCUUCCACACCUGCAAGUAGCAGGGAGAAAGCUGCAACACCAGAAGCUUCAAAAAGGAUGACAAGGAAGCCAACAGACCCAUGCCAAACAAAGGAGACCAUGGACUAGGAAAUGAGAAGUUCAAACCUGUGGUACCUUGGCCUCAUGUUGAAGGUGUGGAAGUAGACUUGGAAUCCAUUCGAAGGAAAAAUAAGGCCAAAAAUGAACUAAAUCAUCAUGGUGGUGGUGAUAACAAACAGCAAAACAUCAUCCAGAGGCAGUAUCUCACAUUUAAGCCUCAGACAUUUGUAUACCGAGAUCCCGUUUUACGACCUGGAGUCCUUGGUAAUUUUGAACCCAAAGAGCCUGAGCCUCAUGGAGUUGUUGGUGGCCCUGGAGAGGAAGCGAAACCAUAUGUUUUAGGACCAGAUUACAAAGAAUCCAUUCAAGCCAGCAUUAAAGAGUUUGGGUUUAAUAUGGUGGCAAGUGAUAUGAUCUCACUAGAUCGGAGCGUUAAUGACUUGCGUCAAGAAGAAUGCAAAUACUGGCAUUAUGAUGAAAACCUGCUCACCUCCAGUGUUGUCAUUGUCUUCCAUAAUGAAGGAUGGUCCACGCUCAUGAGGACAGUCCACAGUGUCAUUAAGAGAACACCGAGGAAAUACUUGGCAGAAAUUGUGCUGAUUGAUGAUUUUAGCAACAAAGCACACUUGAAAGAGAGGCUGGAUGAGUAUAUUAAGCAGUGGAACGGCCUUGUAAAGGUGUUUCGAAAUGAGAGGAGAGAAGGUUUAAUCCAAGCCAGGAGCAUCGGAGCCCAGAAGGCUAAACUUGGGCAGGUCUUGGUUUACCUUGAUGCCCAUUGUGAGGUGGGAAUUAAUUGGUAUGCGCCACUUAUAGCUCCUAUAGCUAAGGACAGAACCACAUGCACUGUGCCGCUUAUAGAUGUCAUAGAUGGCAACACUUAUAAGAUUGUGCCGCAAGGGGGUGGUGACGAAGAUGGGUUUGCUAGAGGCGCGUGGGAUUGGAGUAUGCUAUGGAAGAGGGUUCCCUUGACCAAGCGAGAGAAGGAAAGCAGAAAGACAAAAACUGAACCGUAUCGGUCCCCUGCAAUGGCUGGUGGAUUGUUUGCCAUUGAACGCGAUUUCUUCUUUGAACUAGGUCUCUAUGACCCUGGGCUUCAAAUUUGGGGUGGUGAAAAUUUUGAAAUUUCUUACAAGAUUUGGCAGUGUGGGGGGAAACUGUUGUUUGUUCCCUGUUCUCGUGUGGGGCACAUCUAUCGUCUCCAGGGUUGGCAAGGAAAUCCACCCCCUGUGUACGUGGGGUCUUCUCCUACUUUAAAGAACUAUGUCAGAGUUGUAGAAGUGUGGUGGGAUGAAUACAAAGAUUAUUUUUAUGCCAGUCGCCCAGAGACAAAAGCGCUACCCUAUGGAGAUAUAUCUGAGCUGAAAAAAUUCCGUGAAGAUCACAACUGCAAAAGCUUUAAGUGGUUUAUGGAAGAGAUAGCAUAUGAUAUAACUUCAUAUUAUCCUUUACCACCUAAAAACGUGGACUGGGGAGAGAUUAGAGGCUUUGAAACCUCUUACUGCAUCGACAGCAUGGGACACACCAAUGGUGGUUUCGUUGAGCUUGGGCCAUGCCACAGAAUGGGAGGAAAUCAGCUUUUCCGAAUCAAUGAAGCUAAUCAACUCAUGCAGUAUGAUCAGUGCUUGACUAAAGGACCAGAUGGAUCCAAAAUAAUGAUUACACACUGUAAUCAGAAUGAAUACAAGGAUUGGCAAUACUUCAAGAACCUGCACAGAUUUACUCACAUUCCAUCAGGGAAGUGCUUGGAUCGCUCCGAAGUCCUCCAUCAAGUUUUCAUUUCAGAGUGUGACUCCAGUAAAGCAACGCAAAAAUGGGAAAUGAACAACAUCCUUAGUGUGUAGACAGACAAAACAUACCUACUGACACAUUAAUUUGUACAGGACUGAAAAUAGCCUGAAAACUGCUGCAAUUAUUAACUUUGUACAGCUGCGAGCCUCCUGGCUUGGAUGAAGGACAGAGAGGAACUGUGAUUAUUCCAAUAACAUUAUCAUCUGCAGUUAAUGUUUACAAAACUGCUUUACCUUAAACUCUGUAGAUGUUUACAUCUUUUUGUUUUAAGAUGUUGAUAAAUUAAUGUGCUGUUAGCUAUGUUUCAUAGGAACAUAGUUAGAAGCGUUGUCGUCUUCUUUGGGAUUACACUCAGGGGUCUGAAGGCAGUUUUUUUACACACACUUGAAAAGGUUGGAGUAACCAGAUUUUCAUAGAACUUGGUGAUUAUCAACCUGUUGUAUAUUUUUAUUUAAUUUUACAUCUUACUAAGCACUGCCACAGGUUAUUAGCCAGGGUGGCCUUCUCUCACAGUCAUGCUGCUUUUUUGGAAGGUGAAUUUCAACAUAUUUAGUGCCUCUUUCAUUUCUCUCUUUCACAAGAAAAUCACUUGUUGGAAAUCAUACAGUGGAUUUUUCUGCGCUGUCACCAGGGGUAGGGACCAACCGUAACACCCUGUGUAAUUAUUGUGUUACCGAAGACAAAUUUCUAUUGCCACUUUGGCUGCUCUACUUCAACUGGACGCUUCAUAUGGUGCGAGGAAGAGCGUAGCAUCGAGUUCCGUGCUCAUGUGGUACAUUUGGGAAGUACGCGUCCUCGCGAUUCCAGUUAAGAAUUUAUAAGCGCUAACUUGCGUGUUUAAACCAUGCCUUACAUUAAAAUAAUAUAAAUAAAUAAAUAAAUAAAGCUGCACAAUUAUGUAAAACUGACGAAGAAUCCAAUGCUUCAUUUAUAUUGUUAUUUUAAAUGGAAAUCACUUAGAGGUGGACUAAAACUUCUAAUUAGGAAAAAUAUCCAGACUCAACACAUCUGUGUAAUUCUUUACAAGGACAUCUGUCAACUAGUUUGGAUCCCAGAUUUAGAUUUGAAAAGAGAAGUGGAAACCCUGAAACCACAUUUAUUCAUACUAAUUUUCUUCCUAUUUUUGUCAUUGGAAACUUUUCCUGAUGGAUUACAAACACAAAAUGCAACUGCUUGGUGCUAUAGUGUACAGAAUAGAAUGUGAAGAAGUAGUUUCUAAAAAUGUUCUGGAAAAGAGUUGAUGCAAACUCCCUUAGGAGUAUAAAUAAAAUAUUUAUUCUGAAUGAUCAGAGAGGUGGAGGAGAAAUGACGUAUCCUCACUUCAUUAUUCCGGAUUUUGUGACUGUUAAAUGUUGACAUCAGUGUAUUGAUUUCAUAGGAGUUAUGCCUAUAACAUGUCACACUAUUAAAUAUGACUAAAUACUUCCCAGAAAUCUAGAAUAGCAUUGCAUGCAGCUUCCAUUUAUAUUAACGAGGGUUAUGUAUCAUGUUUGGUGACAGAAUUUGAUCUUUAUAGGGCUGUGGGCACCGUUCUUUAGUUUAAGAUCUUUCCUAGUUUCUUUAAACUCCUCUGUUCUUUCAGAGAUAUGAAAAAUUGAAAAUAAAGGAGGGAGAAACUGGAAAAAAAAAGGAAAAUAAGGGUGUGUGCUGGUACUUGUUCCUUGUGUGUACGAAAACUGACUCCAUUUUUGUGUGUUGGGUAGAUUAAUUUAAUCAUAUGACUAUGCAUAAGAGAAAGAAUGGUGGCACAUAAAUUGUGUGGGUGUGCAUUCUAAAUGGGUAUUCUGUGCAAUUCAUUGAAAGCUGAUGCUGUAUGUGAAUAUGAAUCUGUAUGUGAGACUGAAACCUUACAAAACAUGAGAUCGUAAGAAGCUGUUGCUGUAAUGACUUUUUCCUACUAUAGCCAGCUUGAAAAAGAAUAAUUCCCAUAUUCUUGCUUUGUAAGUUGAUGAUAAUAUCACUAUGCAUUUCUACAUAUUUUAUAAAUUUGAUUUAUGCAGAUUUUGAUACACUGUAUGUUUCUGUAGAAAUUGUAUAAAUCUUUUAAAAAAUUUAUUAGGGAUAAAUCUGGGAAACCUAUGUAUAUCAUACUUAUGGGUUGCUUGUUUUUUAGGUGAAAUAAAUAAAAUAUUUGAAUUUUUGGGUUUACUAUA